Molecule: messenger RNA, 1065 nt
Organism: Elaeis guineensis (African oil palm)
Lineage: Eukaryota; Viridiplantae; Streptophyta; Magnoliopsida; Arecales; Arecaceae
Product: ethylene-responsive transcription factor ERN1-like
Biological process (GO): regulation of DNA-templated transcription
Molecular function (GO): DNA binding; DNA-binding transcription factor activity
Source: RefSeq, a predicted model, not a curated record
AUGGUGAGGAAGAGAAAAAGCCUUGUGGAGGUAAAGGAGGAGGGCACAAGAGUCGCCAAGACCAGCAGCUGGGAUGAGGCUGUGAUGGAAGCAGCUGCCUCUGGGGGUGGUCGCCGUCCCCGGAAUCGCUUCGUUGGGGUACGACAGCGGCCAUCGGGACGGUGGGUGGCGGAGAUCAAGGAUACAGUCCAGAAGAUAAGGGUGUGGCUCGGUACAUUCGACACGGCCGAGGAUGCCGCUCGGGCCUACGAUGAGGCUGCCUGCCUGCUUCGCGGCGCCAGCACUCGCACCAACUUCUGGCCAUGUUCUCCGGCGUCGCACCGCUUGCCACCGGCCCUUCCAUCCAAGAUUUAUAACCACCUCCUCAUGAGGCUGAAAGCUAGUAAUUCUCUGGCUGGUGACGGUGCUGCUGUUCCAUUGCCUGAAAACCAGCAGCCACCCCAGCAGCAGCAGGAGCAGUGUGGUGAUGAAGGACUAGAUGACAUUGAUGACUUCCAAUUCACCGACUUCUUGAAUGAUCCAAACGUAUCAGAUUCUAUUCUUACAAAUAAUACUAGCUUUCAUGAUGAUAUAUGGAAGAGUGUGCAAUCCAAUUGCACCAAGGAGGUAGAGCAAAGUGAGAGGGAAUUGGACCAGAACAUGGUGAUGGUGGGUCAAUUUGGUACUAAGGUAGUAGGUGAGGAGGAAGAAGUUAUGGGAGAUUUGGAAGCUAUGGAUUUCCAAUUUGUGGAUUCCUUGGAGGGGUCUUCUUGCCUCUACUCGCCAUUUGAGGUUGUGGAGGAGGUCACGGAGCAGAUUGAACAGGAGGAGAGUGGCGCCGGAGACGAGAAGUGGAUGUUUGCAUCCCCCAUGAAGAGGAUGAAAUAUGAGAGGAGGAUCUCUGCAUCUCUCUAUGCUAUCAGUGGUAUAUCGGAGUGCUUGAAUCUUAGGCUUGGAGAAGGGAGAGGAGUUCAUGACUCCACCAGCCUUGGCAUUGCAUGUGAGGAAGAUAAGGGAGAUGAGGUAAAAAAGGUAGGAGAUGGUCUUGAGGUAGAGGUGGAGAAUUCACAACACCAAGCCAAUUAG